This is a messenger RNA of Hemibagrus wyckioides, 578 nucleotides long. Its product is annotated as syncollin-like. The record is from RefSeq and is a predicted model, not a curated record. Bases 28 to 423 code for a protein of 131 amino acids. Lineage: Eukaryota; Metazoa; Chordata; Actinopteri; Siluriformes; Bagridae. Gene Ontology annotation, biological process: exocytosis. Gene Ontology annotation, cellular component: secretory granule membrane. The transcript has a single exon.
CACUCACAGCCCUAACACACCGAAACCAUGAAGGUUGCUUUUGCUCUGCUUCUCUGCGCUCUGUGUUUCCUGGGCCUGGAUGCUCAGUGCCCAGAACCGAGCACCCUGAAAGAUGCUGAGGGCAAGAAGAUCUGCGCUCGCAUGUUUGAAGACAGCAACUACUACUACGAGCAAAGCUGUGGAGGACAGUACAUCGAUGCCUAUCCCGGUGAUGACGUCCCUAUCAUUCCAUGGCGCUGGAACAACCGCGUGUCUUCUAUGGUGGUGAACAAGCUAUGCUCCCUGACCGUGUGGUCUCGCAUCAAGAAGAAUGGAAGCAAGAGGAAGUUUUCUUCUGGCAUCGUGUACCGCCUGAAAGACGUGCAGCAGGGCCUGUUUGGAAGCUGGGACAAUGACAUCUCUGCUUAUUACUGCGUGUGCUAGAUGCUUCCGAAGCAAGCAGAAGAACAGAGACUGAAAAUUCAUCAAUGGAAAGAAAAAAUCAAUUAAUUGUGCAACCUUUUUAAAUAAUUAAUGAAUUGUGCAACCUUUCAAAUUAAGAUGUGCAUGCUUUUGCAUUGAAUAAAAUGUUAAAUCUG